AAAAAAUGGGUACUCCGUGCCACUCCCAGUCACAGCCUCCCAUGCCUUGCUCAGCUCCAACAUGGCAAAAAUCUCCGGCCCUACAGAGACUGCGCGGUGCAUUCAGUCUCUGAUUGCUGUUUUCCAGAAGUAUGCUGGAAAGGAUGGUUACAACUGCAAUCUCUCCAAGACGGAGUUCCUAAGCUUCAUGAAUACAGAGCUGGCUGCCUUUACAAAGAACCAGAAGGACCCCGGUGUCCUUGACCGCAUGAAGAAACUGGAUGUCAGCAGUGAUGGGCAGUUAGAUUUCCCAAAAUUUCUUAAUCUGAUUGGUGGCCUAGCUGUGGCUUGCCAUGACUCCUUCCUCAAGGCUGUCCCUUCCCAGAAGUGGACCUGAGGACCCCUUGGGCCUGGCCUUCAAACCCACCCCCUUUCCUUCCAGCCUUUCUGUCAUCAUCUCCUCCUCACAGCCCACAUGUCCCCUGAGCCCAGCAUACCUACCACAUCAUGCAGGCCCCACCUGUGGAUAGUAAUAAUACAAUGUCACUUUUUUAAAACAUGAAAAAAAAAGGUGGGUGAAGGACAUAAACAUAAAUUUCUCAAAAUUAGAUAUUUAUGUGGCCAUCAAUCAUAUGAAAAAGUGUUCAACAUCACUAAUCAUUACAGAAAUGCAAAUCAAAACCACACUAACCCAAUCGGAAUGGCUAUUAUUAAAAAGUCAAAAAAUAACAGAUGCUGGUGAGGUUGUGGAGAAAAGGGGAUGCUUAUACACUGCUGGUGGGAACGUAAACUAGUUCAAACACUGUGGAAAGCAGUUUGGAAAUUUCUCAGAGAACUUAAAACUGAACUACCAUUUGACCCAGCAACCCCAUUACUAGGUAUAUACCCAAAGGAAUAUAAAUUAGCCUACCAUAAAGACACAUGCACAUGUAUGUUCACUGCAGCACUAUUCACAAUAGCAAAUAGCAAAGACAUGGAAUCAACCUAAAUGCCAUCAAUAGUGGAACGGAUAAAGAAAAUGUGGUGGUACAUAUACCCCAUGAAUAUUACGCAGCCAUUAUAAAGAACAAGAUAAUGUCCUUUGCAGCAACAUGGAAGGAGUUAGAGGCCAGUAUGCUAAGUGAAUUAAUGCAGGAACGGAAAACUAAAUACUGUUGUGUUCUCACUUAUAAGCGAAGCUAAACACUGAGUACACAUGGACACAAAGAAGGGAACAACAGACACUGGGGCCUACUUGAGGGUAAAGGGUAUGAGGAGGGUGAAGAUUGAAUAACUGCGUAUUGAGUACUAUGCUUAUUACCUGGGUGCCAAAAUACUCCAUACACCAAACCCCCACUGCAUGCAAUUUACCUAUACAGCAAACCCACACAUGUAUCCCAUGAACCUAAAAUAGAAGUUGGAAGAAGAAAAAGUGUCAGCAGAAAAAUAGAACACAUAAAGAAAAGUCAAAAUUUUCAGAACUCAAAAAUAAAAUAAUCAAAAUAAAAAACCUUAAUGGAUGGCAGAAGAGGAGAAUGGCAGAGAUAGAAGAAAAUAACCAGUAAACUAGAAUACAGAAAAAUAGAAAUUACUCAAUCUGAGCAAAAGAGAAAAAUCAGAUGCUAACAGAAUAAACAAACAAAACAGCCCUAGGGACCUGUGGAACUUUAACAAAGGAUCCUACAUUCAUGUCACUGGAGUCUUGGAAGGAGACGGGAAAGAGGCAGGGCUGAAAAAGAAUUCAAGGAAAUAAUUACUGAGGCUGGUCCCGGUGGUUCAUGCCUGUAAUCCCAGCAGUUUGGGUGGCCAGGGCAGGCAGAUUGCUUGAGCCCAGGAGUUCGAGACCAGCCUGAGCAACAUAGUAAAACCCCAUGUCUACAAAAAAUUCAGAAAAAUUAGCCAGGUAUGGUGGUUGCACAUCUCAGGAGGCUGAGGUGGGCAGAUCCCUUGAUUCCAGGAGUCAGAGGUUGCAGUGAGCUGAGAUUUCACCACUGCACUCCAGCCUGGGCGACAGAGUGAGAUCCUGUCUCAAAAUAAAUAAAUAAAUACAUACAUAAAUAAACAAAAAAAGAAAGAAAAAGAAAUAAUGACUGGACUUCCCAUAUAUGGCAAAAGAUAUAAACCUAAAUAUUCAAGGAGCUGAGCAAAUCUCAAACAGAAAAAAUCUAAACAAAUCCACACUAAAACACAACAUACUUUAGAAAACAUUUGAACUUUGAACAUUAUACUUUGAUACACUUUUGAAGACUAAAUUUAAAAAAAUACUGAAACCAACAAGAGAGAAACAAAACCUUACCUAAAGGAGAAAAAGAAUUCAACUAACAGCAGAUUUCUCAUUAGAAACUAUGGAGGGCCAGAACAAAAUGGCACAACACUUGCCGAAUGCUGAAAGAAAGGAACUAUCGACCCAGAAUCCUAUCUCCAGCAAAAAUAUCCUUCAGUAAUGAAAAGAAACUGCAUUCUCUGAGUUAAGAAAAACUAAAAAAAUUUUUAAAAAAAUUUAAAAAUUAAACAAAAAAUGCACAAUGUGCACAUGUACCCUAAAACUUA
Molecule: messenger RNA, 2508 nt
Organism: Pan troglodytes (chimpanzee)
Lineage: Eukaryota; Metazoa; Chordata; Mammalia; Primates; Hominidae
Product: protein S100-A11-like
Exons: 1
Coding region: 62-376 (104 amino acids)
Biological process (GO): regulation of cell population proliferation
Cellular component (GO): cytoplasm
Molecular function (GO): calcium ion binding; S100 protein binding; calcium-dependent protein binding
Source: RefSeq, a predicted model, not a curated record